Molecule: messenger RNA, 1715 nt
Organism: Spathaspora passalidarum NRRL Y-27907
Lineage: Eukaryota; Fungi; Ascomycota; Pichiomycetes; Serinales; Debaryomycetaceae
Gene: TIF3
Product: Tif3p
Exons: 1
Coding region: 333-1595 (420 amino acids)
Molecular function (GO): RNA binding
Source: RefSeq, a predicted model, not a curated record
UUACCAAAUCACAUGUAGUUGGUGAUUAAUCUACGCCGUAGUUGAUGAUAGUCUACCUGCAUACAAACCAACCCUUAAACGAACCAAAAAAAAUUUUUUUUUCAAAGUGAAUAAUUUUGAUGUAAGAAGUUACACUUUUCAGAGUCAUACACUUUGGUUUCAAUCAACACAUUCUAUAUAGAUAACAUCAAAUCCUCUUAUCAGGCUUUAUCUAUAUACAAUCAACACACUUAUUGAAACAAAACUCAGGUCAUAAAACACCAUUUUGCAACUGACGCACCAACGCCAAUUAAAUCAAAUCAUUAAAAAUGGCACCAAAAAAGGGUAUUAAGAUGGACAUUGGUUCCUUCUUGGCUGACGAAUCGCUCGGUGGAAGCUCAUGGGCUGACGAAGAAGUCGAUUUGACUUCUAUCGAAGCCACUUUCAACAAGUCCAGCACUGCUGCACCUAUCGGCGGUGGUAGCUCUGCUGCUUCUUCUGGUUGGGGCGCUUCUGAGACUGGAUCGUCUGGAUUUGAAAAGCGCGAAAGAAAAGAAUUCCCUAUUCCUGACCAAGCUCCUUUCAGAGCUCGUGUUGGUAAUUUACCUUGGGACGGUAUUGCCGAAGAUGACGUUGUCAGAUACUUUGAAGGCAGAAUGCAAGCUCAAGAUAUUAUUUCUGAUGUUAAGUUGCCAACUGACAGAGAAACUGGUAAAUUGAGAGGUUUCGCCUUUGUCACCUUCAAUGAACGUGCCAUGUUGGAAGAAUCCUUAAACUUGAACUUGAGUGAAUUCAACGGAAGAAGAAUUUUCGUUAACGUGGCUGCUCCUCUUAAGGGUGGUGAAGAUGGUGACUGGAAACGUAGUGGCCCAUUAGGUGGCAGAAGAGAAGAACCUAACUUAGAUUGGGGUUCAGCUAGAAACUCCCAAGCUGCCUUGCCACCAAGAGAAAGAUCCUUUAGAGAAAGAGGUGACAGACCAGAAAGAAGUGAAAGACCACCAAGAAAGGAAGAACCAGAUUUAGAUUGGGGUUCUGCCAGAACCAGCCAUGUUUCCUUACCACCAAGAGAAAGAUCAUUUAGAGGUGAACGCGGGGACAGAGGUGACAGACCAGAAAGAACCCCAAAGAAGGAAGAACCAGAUUUGGACUGGGGUGCUGCUAGAACUUCGCAUGCCACUUUGCCACCAAGAGAAAGAUCCUUCAGAGGUGAAAGAUCAGAAAGACCACCAAGAAAAGAAGAACCAGAGUUUGACUGGGGUUCAGCCAGAUCCGGUCAUGGCACAUUACCACCAAGAGAAAGAAGCAAUAGACACAAGAAAGAAGAACCAGAAUUAGACUGGAAGAGAGGUCAAGCUUUACAACCACGUACUCCAAAAUCAAACAAGAAGGCCGAAGAAAAGAAAGCCUCUGAUCAACCAAAACCUCAACAAUCCUCCUACAGUGUGUUGGCUGGUCUUGAAGGUGAUGACGAUUCCGAAGAAGAAGAACAACAACAACAACAACAACAACAAAAGCCAGUUGAACAAGAAGUUGCUCAAUUGGAAUCUGCUACUGCCAACUUGUCUGUGUCCGAAGCCAAGGAAGACGCCGAAGGUUGGGAAGUUGUUGGCAAGUAAAUUUAAUUUACCUUUGCAUUUUGUAUAGUACAAGACACAAAUACGUUUUACUGUUUAUUUUUAUAGAAAUUUACUCAUAGGUUUCCUUCAGUGUGUAUGUUUAAUUAUUGAUCGAGUUAU